Spirodela intermedia is the source of this 342-nucleotide messenger RNA. NCBI's taxonomy places the organism in Eukaryota, Viridiplantae, Streptophyta, Magnoliopsida, Alismatales, Araceae. The record is from the annotation of a GenBank genome assembly.
AUGGACCGCGUGAUGUACUUGGCAUCGCAGAAAGCAGUGGUUAUCUUCAGCAUGACCUUCUGCUGCCUCUGCCACUCAAUGAAGACCUUCUUCUCCAACCUCGGCGUCAGCUACGACGUCCACGAGCUGGACAAGUCACCAUACGGGAAGCAGAUGCAGGUGGAGCUGGCGAAGCUUAUUGGCCGCAGCCCGCCGGUGCCGACAGUGUUCAUAGGCGGACGUCUGAUAGGUUCAAUGGACAAGGUCAUGGCUCUUCACCUCAGCGGUGACCUUCUCCUUAUCCUCAGAGAUGCCGGAGCCAUUUGGCUACUGCCGUCGAAGGCGGGCUACGGAGAUUUUUAA